Loxodonta africana (African savanna elephant) is the source of this 1022-nucleotide messenger RNA. RefSeq names its product RAS related (gene RRAS). Gene Ontology annotation, biological process: Ras protein signal transduction. Bases 356 to 949 code for a protein of 197 amino acids. Gene Ontology annotation, molecular function: GTPase activity; GDP binding; GTP binding. NCBI's taxonomy places the organism in Eukaryota, Metazoa, Chordata, Mammalia, Proboscidea, Elephantidae. The record is from RefSeq and is a predicted model, not a curated record. Gene Ontology annotation, cellular component: plasma membrane. The transcript is spliced from 5 exons.
GGGAAAGAAACACAGGCACAUAUUCAGGACAGCAGCUCUGGAACAACUGAGCGUGCUUACUAUGUGCUGGCUGAUGUGUUAAGAGCUUAAAGGAGGUUUUCCCAGAUCACAGGCACUGGAUUAAAUGGCAUGCUAUUCUUAUCCUUGCUUUCUAAAUGAGGAAACUGAGGCUCAGAGAGGGGAAGUGACUCCUCCAACGUCACACAGCCAGGAAGUAAUCUCAAUGACAGAGAUAUGCUUUGUGCCAGAAAGAGAGGACUGGGAAAGACUCAAAGAGAGAAAAGGGAAGAGACUCAGGAUGGGAGGGUGAAGCAGAGACCUAGAAAGAUAGAGUGGGGGAGGGAGACCCACAGAGAUGUCCUACUUCGUGUCUGACUAUGACCCCACCAUCGAGGACUCCUACACUAAGAUCUGCACAGUGGAUGGCGUCCCUGCCCGACUGGACAUCCUGGACACCGCAGGCCAGGAGGAGUUUGGCGCCAUGCGGGAGCAAUACAUGCGUGCUGGCCACGGCUUCCUGCUGGUGUUUGCCAUCAAUGACCGGCAGAGGUCCCCCGAUCUGAAGCCUCUGCCUUCAGUGCCUCCCACCACGUGGCCUACUUCGAGGCCUCUGCCAAACUGCGCCUCAACGUGGACGAGGCCUUUGAGCAGCUGGUUCGGGCAGUCCGGAAAUACCAGGAACAAGAGCUUCCAUCCUAUCCGCCCAGUGCCCCAGGCAAGAAAGAUGGGGGGUGCCCCUGCAUCCUCCUGUAGCCUGGGCGUGGGAGAAGCACCAGCACAAGCUCUUGGGACCAGCUACCCUCACACCUUGCUGAGCCUCAGUUUCUCCAUCUUGGUCUCCCAGGAUACACUACACCCCCAUCCCUACUUCCUGGCCUCCUCCGGCUGUCGCCACUGUGUGCCUUCUGCCAACGCCUCCUCUCCUGGCCCGAGCUCCUGGUGGGGGUAAGGGGCUCCUGGGUAUCCUGAUCACUGCUGUAUAUAACUUCCUUUCCCCAGAGAAAUAAAUGUCACUGCCAACA